AAAAAAGGGAUAUACUGUAAGAGUAAGGCUAAAGCAAAUGCUGAAUUAUAUGCAAAUGUUUUUUUAAAUAUAUAUAUAUAUAUGAAAUGAUGUAUAGUUCACAGCAAAACUUGCAAUAAAAUAUCAUGUACUGAGGGGACUAUGUAGAAAAGGCUUCUGAGCACUACAGAAAUUCUAUGGCUUGAAGAAAUAUAAAUAAAUCCGCAUGGUAUUAUUUUGUGCAUAAAUUAAUUAUUACUAAUCAACUUUUUAUUCUUCCUGAUGUUCCUUGAAUUGUAUCCCAACCAAAUGUCCAAAAUAUGAAAAAUAGACGACAUAGACGCUUUAUGGUAUUCAAGAGUACGGUAUUCAUAAAGAUUAUUUGCAUGAUCUUAUACUACAUGAGGAAGUUGAACCUUUUUGUAAACUAGAAAUUAUUUCAAAAGUAUGAGUUCGAGCAUAUUAUAUAUAUAUAUGUGUGUGUGUGUGUAAAUUAAAUGUCUUCGCUUCUUAGAAUUAUGGCAUUUUUGAAUUCCAAUCUUGGUUAGUUGAAAUAAUUCCUUCCCUACUACAUCAUGCAUUGUAGAUUAGUUGCCAAUAUCCAAUCUUAAGACUCGUCCAUAGAAUAAUAUGAUAGUUAUACUAUAUCAUUUCAUUUCAUUCCAUAAUUCAGAACAGUUGUUACUGAUCAUUAAGAAACCCUUGACUGCUGCUACUGCAUAUCUUCACUUUGCAUACUUUUUAUUGGCAUCACAUGGCCACAUUAUAAUACACAAGCAGUUGAUCCGAACCAAUCUCACAAUGAAAAUGGCUGCAUAUGUAUGGAAUCACUUGAUAAGAAUACAAUGCAUGCACGAGUUAGAAUAACACAUCCUUUAUGAUUGCUGGCUGGCUGAUUUAACUAACUCUAACCCUAAUCCUAUUUUAAUUUGUUUGGGCUCUUUUUCUUGUUACCCUCAAAAUGUGUAGUCCAUGUUUAAAUGUGAGUGAAGAAAACAAGACUAGGCACCCUGGACAGGAAGGCGUUGACAAUGACACAGCACUCUCAAGUGAGUUUGACAAGGUACACAAGAUGCUUCAAUGGCUCUGAUCAAUCUUUGUAGGCACAUGUGCAAGAUUAAAUAAGGAAAGGACACGUGUCACGGAAGAUCCGUACAGGACAUCGUACCGUCGGCGGAGAUCUGAACACCAAUCGGACGGUCGGAGGUGACGCUCUCGGAUACUGUUUUUCUGUCCAUUUCAAAUAUUGUAUGGGGGUAUCUUUUUCGUGCCCGCUCUCUAUUUGCUUUGAUCUUGAGAAUGGAUUUGAAUCGAUCAAACAAGGGGACGUCGAAGAACACAGUGCUGUUGUCCGGUCCACUAGUUUCAAGGGUAAAGAUACCGAACCCCUGACUCCAAAUUCUUUAUGCCAUGAGAAGUUUUGGGGGGAAGGAUCUAUUAGGUGCAGAACAAGAAGAACUGCUGGGAGAAUUGCUGAAUUUCCAGGUGAUGAUAAAUUUAGGCAUCAAGAAUCACCAGUGUUGCUGUCUAGAUCAGGCAGUUCUGCGGCAAUGGCCGUGCAUUCCCCUGUCUUGGAUCAGUGUAGCCCCAAACAUGAAGCUGCUAUUAAGUUGCAGAAGGUAUACAAAAGCUUCCGGACCCGAAGAAAAUUGGCGGACUGCGCAGUUCUCAUCGAGCAGAGUUGGUGGAAGUUGCUGGAUUUUGCUGAGCUCAAGCAUAGCUCCAUAUCCUUUUUCGAUAUUGAGAAACAUGAGACAGCCAUUUCACGAUGGUCAAGAGCACGAACACGAGCAGCGAAGGUUGGAAAAGGUUUGUCAAAGAACAGCAAAGCACAAAAACUUGCUCUGCAACAUUGGCUUGAAGCUAUUGAUCCACGUCACCGUUACGGGCACAAUCUACAUUUCUAUUACAUGAAUUGGUUGGAUUCUCAGAGUAAAGAGCCCUUCUUCUACUGGCUCGACAUUGGAGAAGGGAAGGAAGUAAAUAUUGUGGAGAAGUGUCCGCGUCCAAAGCUUCAACAACAGUGCAUCAAGUAUCUUGGUCCGAUGGAGAGAAAGGCUUAUGAAGUUGGUGUUGAGGACGGAAAGCUCUUCUACAAGAGAACGGGGCAACUUUUGGACACCCCCGACGAACCAAAAGGUUCAAAAUGGAUUUUUGUCCUCAGCACCUCUAGGGCCUUAUAUGUUGGGAAGAAAAACAAGGGGUUGUUCCAGCACUCGAGCUUCCUGGCUGGAGGAGCUACAAUGGCUGCCGGGAGGAUCGUAGCUGAAAAUGGUGUCUUGAAGGCAGUUUGGCCUCACAGCGGACAUUAUCGGCCGACGCCCGAAAACUUUCAGGACUUCAUAUCAUUCCUUAGGGACAACAGUGUGGAUAUCACUCAUGUGAAGUUUGAAUCAAACGACGACGAGGAAGAAAAGUCAGUCGGAAAGCACUUGAGAAGCAACUCCUCUGAAGAUGACUCGAAUCUAAAAAAUCAUGCGGAGACAGAAGAAAACGACACUGAAGAUUCCAGUUCGAAGAAGGUAUAUUCAAGAGAAGAAACGAUCGCUGCCAGGAUCGAGAUUCCCACCAAGUUACGGACACCAUACACCUUCAGUAACCUGACUGCACUUCAGCUGCCGAGCAAGGAUGACUUGCUAGAGAGGUUGAAGAGCGAAAAGGAGCAAUCCGAGUUAACAGAACAGAACAUGUCCGAAGAACAGCAUGAAGAUAGCUAUGAGACUAUUUCAGAAGACUCCAUUUUGCAGAGAAUAAACUCACACAAAGGAAUGAAGUCCUACCAAUUGGGGAAGCAAUUAUCGUGCAAAUGGAGCACCGGAGCUGGACCUAGAAUUGGCUGCUUGAGAGAUUACCCGUCAAGACUUCAAUCUCAUGCACUGGAGCAAGUAAAUCUAUCUCCACGAAGCAAACAUCGCUUGAAAUUAGACUCUCCUGCUCGCGCAUCGACUCCCAGUGGCAGCAAUCUUUCAGGCCAGUCUUCACUAGUUAACAAACGUACUAAGUCCAGCUUCUGAACCCCUGUGAGGCAUAGCUGAUCACUAUUCUUUAAUUGCUUCAUUCCUUUUUUUGUCGAUAGGAAAGAAUUACUUACUGCGCCACACUAGUUCAUCGAUAUUCCUUUCUUCUUUCAUUACAUAUUGUGGCUAUGACUAUGUAUACUCAUGAAAAAGUUCGAAUCAAUGUGUUAUUUCUCUUCUGCCUC
Messenger RNA from Andrographis paniculata, 3181 nucleotides. Its product is annotated as IQ domain-containing protein IQM2-like. The record is from RefSeq and is a predicted model, not a curated record. NCBI's taxonomy places the organism in Eukaryota, Viridiplantae, Streptophyta, Magnoliopsida, Lamiales, Acanthaceae. The coding region runs from base 1230 to 2993 and encodes 587 amino acids. The transcript has 9 exons.